Messenger RNA from Daldinia caldariorum, 2500 nucleotides. Its product is annotated as Nucleotidyltransferase. Gene Ontology annotation, molecular function: DNA binding; DNA-directed DNA polymerase activity. The transcript has 2 exons. Gene Ontology annotation, biological process: double-strand break repair via nonhomologous end joining. Lineage: Eukaryota; Fungi; Ascomycota; Sordariomycetes; Xylariales; Hypoxylaceae. Bases 314 to 2206 code for a protein of 630 amino acids. Gene Ontology annotation, cellular component: nucleus. The record is from RefSeq and is a predicted model, not a curated record.
AGACACUACCUAAUACCUGAAAUCUACAUGUAAUUAAUCUACAUGUAAUUCUAGGUAAGGGUUAAGUUAGGUAGUUUUCAAUAUAAUUGAUAAAAUCACAAAUCAUGACGUCUCCUAGUACAGCCCACAUUAGACUAUUCCUCUGAAUCUCCCUGGAAUAAACUUUUUGAUCUGAUUUAUAAGGUUGCUACACUCAAGAGACAGCGCAUCUCUACAAAAGAUCUCGUCAAUGUCGUUAGAAGAACCUUACUACAUGAAAUAAAAUAUGUACUCAAAAUGAUAUAUGUUGGGAGGGCAACUUUGAAGGCAAGACAUGAAUAAAAUGUCUCCUGACUUUCCACUCAACUUCCCACUUAUCUAUCUGCUACCAACGCAUAUCGAACCCGACAAGUUACCGGAACUGGAGAGUAAAAUACCUACUUUGACACAUGAGAUCAACGAAGCCAAUAUCAUACUCGGCAAGAUAUCAAAUAAAGAAAGAGCAAAGUUCGAAUUGAGGCGCAGGAGCAUUCUGACUGAGGAUAUCAACAUACCCUCAGCUAGCCCCCUUACUCCGGAGACGCAGGUAGACGAUCCUUCUCCGCCAUCGAAGAGGAGAAAACUUGACAGUUCAGUCUCUCCUAAACCCGCACGCGAUCAUACACAGAAGAUAACAUCCGAAGGUGAGAUCCUUGACGACAAUGCCAGCACUCUCAGCAGAGUCAGUUGGGAUGGACAGGGAACAGAAAGCACCACGGACGAAGACGACAAUCCUAUCCUCAGAGUCGUCAAGUUAUCCUGGUUCAUGGACUGUUUGGCUCAAAAGUCAAUUCUUCCAAUAGAUAAGUACUUGAUAUAUCAAGGCCGCAGAAUACAAAAGAUCCCCAGCAAACCUCCACCGAAUCAUGACGAUAUUCUUAGGCGCGCUCGGCAAGAAGGUGGAAACGAUAGUUCUGGAGCGAGUGGACUUUUACCGGCGUAUGCAUCUGCCUUGCAGCAUUCUAGAACAUCUUCCCAUGUAAAGCGUCCUGAGUUAGUUCACGAAACGACAUCGGAGCAUGAGCGCCGCUUAUACUUGACACCGAUUCCGGAAUAUCUACGCACGACUUACUCUUGUCAGCGCCCAACUCCCGUGAAUCCUCCAAAUAACUCUUUCAUCGACGAGCUAGAAAAGAUUCGGACGCUCAGAACCCUUGAAGGUGACAAGAUAGGUGUCAGAGCAUACUCUACAAGUAUCGCUUCCUUGUCAGCUUACCCCUAUCUCAUUUCACAUCCAGCUGAAGUAGAGAGGCUCCCAGGAUGCAGCGACAAGAUUGCCACACUUUAUCAGCAAUGGAAAGCGAAUGGUUACCUGGAAGAGGUUGAAGAUGCGAAAAAGGACCCGAAAAUGUCCGUGCUUCAGCUAUUCUACAACAUAUGGGGCGUUGCAGACACUACCGCUCGCGACUUUUAUAAGAAAGGAUGGCGAGAUCUCGACGACAUAAUUGAACACGGAUGGAAUAGUCUAAGCCGAGUUCAGCAGAUUGGUGUCAAAUACUACGACGAGCUACAGGAUAAAUUACCUCGUCGUGAGGUUGAAGAAAUAGGACAGGUUAUACUGAAUCACGCCAACAACGUUCGUAAGGGUUUCCAGAUGGUCAUUGUCGGGGGAUACAGAAGAGGAAAAAAGGAGAACGGAGAUGUUGACGUUGUCCUUAGCCACCCAGACCCCGCCGCCACCUUUAACUUUGUCUUCGAUAUCGUUAAGAGCCUCGAGAAAGACAAGUAUAUAACUCACACGCUGAUCCUGAGUACCAAGAAUAGCGAGCGCGGGCAGACACCAGUUGCAUGGAAGGGGCAGGACCGUAAAGCGGGCUCUGGCUUCGAUACCUUGGAUAAGGCCCUAGUCGUCUGGCAGGAUCCCCACUGGGACAAGGCCGUAUCGUCGAGAAACCCGAACCCCCAUCGGAGAGUCGACAUAAUCAUCAGCCCCUGGAAGACGGCCGGUUGUGCCGUGAUCGGCUGGACGGGCGGCACGACUUUUCAGCGAGAUUUACGGAGAUACUGUAAGCACGUGAAGACUCUCAAGUUCGAUAGCAGCGGCGCGCGGAGUCGAACAGACGGAACCUGGGUAGACCUCGAGAGCGAUGCAAGUGGCCCAGCGCCCGAUAUGCUUACGGCGGAGAAGCGGGUUUUUGAGAGGCUUGGACUGGAAUGGCGUCCGCCGGAGGAGCGAUGUACGCGGUGAUUAGGCAUGUGUAGAGUCCCGAUUUUCGUAAUGGUACAUUUGUGGAAUCCAAUAGAUGGUUUAAUAUGAGGAGGUUGUGAGUAUUGUGUCACGUCUGGGAUCAUUGCUACUUACAGCUGGUCUUUGUCACACCAAGGGGACGGUGACUGUUUAGCCCCUGGGAACAUGGUCUUUAGCAUUGUGGAAAGGAGGCAAGAAAAGAAGUAUAAUGAAGAAGCAGAUGCUUAGAUUUGAGCUUGCGUGUAUUUAAUAUGAGCUCUCGACUGUCUCAUAUAUGACUCUGUUGAUAUCUGU